AUGGCUUAUACUUUUAUCGAAUCCUUCGACCCAAGUCUUUCCUGGCUGACGAGAAAUGAAGCUAACCCUGGCNNCAGAGUCCAACUCCGCACUGCGGUCCAUAUUCUUGUUCGACGAGUACAACAGCUCAGCAAGGUCAUCAUUGAAGCCGACAGAGAAAUUCCUUCUUUGGAAGCCGAGGACGAGGAAUUUUUGGAUCGUGUACUGGGUACUCUUGGUCUCUCUGAUGCUCCUCCAUACGAGUCAUCCGUGGCCAAGAAUAGUAAACCACCUCAACAAUCUUCCUCGAAGCAAACGACUUCUACACCAGAAGCUUCGCAACCAACCCAGGCAGACGCUCUGAUCCCAGCUGCGGAUGACAGAGCACUUGUCAACGUUGGAACGACAGACAAUACUCUCCAAGAUCAAUACUAUCAACCAGAUUACAAUGAUGUUACUGGUAUGAUGCCUGGCGUGCACACCCAAGUGGCAACACAAUCGCCGGGUACCAAUACGAUUCCGGGCUCAGACCACAUCUCACCAGACUGGCCAUUUUCAACUUUAGAUAACAUGCUCAGCUUCGACCUCUUCGAUCCUAGCGAUCUGUCUUUACAGUUCUUGACCGAACCAUCGAUGGAUAUGCCGUAUCCCACUACGACUCAACCACAAGAGUCUACAUCAGUACGCCAAAUUGAACAGGUCGCACACCAACAAGAAGACAGUACCUCGAACUCCGGCGACGAAGAAAACACAGAAUUGGUCAACCAGCUCUCGGCUCGUCUAGGCUCGCUCCGCUUGGCGCCCGAUGGGAAACUAAGAUACUUUGGUACUGCAUCAAAUUUACAUCUCAUAGAUAACCAAAGUAGAUCUGGUGAGAACUUUAUGCUUCGCACACCAUCGAGGGUCAAUGUUCAACGUCUGCUUGAGGUCGCCGAUCUGAGCCAGACGGUAGACAUACAACUCGAGGACCAUCUCUUGCGUUUGUUCUUCACCUGGCACAAUCCCAGCAGUUAUAUUGUGGACGAAGAAGUCUUUUACAUGGCUAGACAGAGUUGGUUCAAUAAUGGAGUCCAAAACAGCUACUAUAACGAUGUUCUGAAGGACGCAAUGUAA
Molecule: messenger RNA, 1092 nt
Organism: Aureobasidium musti
Lineage: Eukaryota; Fungi; Ascomycota; Dothideomycetes; Dothideales; Saccotheciaceae
Source: the annotation of a GenBank genome assembly